This is a messenger RNA of Ctenocephalides felis (cat flea), 735 nucleotides long. Its product is annotated as MOXD1 homolog 2-like. Gene Ontology annotation, cellular component: secretory granule membrane. Gene Ontology annotation, biological process: norepinephrine biosynthetic process; dopamine catabolic process; octopamine biosynthetic process. The record is from RefSeq and is a predicted model, not a curated record. Lineage: Eukaryota; Metazoa; Arthropoda; Insecta; Siphonaptera; Pulicidae. Bases 1 to 735 code for a protein of 244 amino acids. The transcript is spliced from 4 exons. Gene Ontology annotation, molecular function: dopamine beta-monooxygenase activity; copper ion binding.
AUGCCCGGAAAAGCAGAAAAAUUGCUUGUUGGUAAUAAAGAUAGUAUUUACUAUAAUUCAGGUCGAUAUGUGAGCUGCAUUAUCCCCAGAGCUGUGCGAAUACAAUUGCAACAACGCUACAACAAUUCUCGUUCGCUCAGAAAAUUUGAUUACGUGAAUAUACAAUUCCUACGAGGAUGCGGUGUUUUCUGCUUAAGGAUUGAACAUACAGAUGAUCGUCAUGUUAAGCCUGGAUACGACCGUGAACCUGAAGUUGAUCCUUCGCAGGAUUAUCAACUUCUUCUAGGUUACGAGAAUGCGACUCACACGGUCUUAAGAUUUAAGAGACGUCUAGACACUUGCGACAUUAGUCAUGACAUGCCGAUCACGAAUGACACAAUGCGUGUGAUGUGGGCUUUCCAUGCCUCCGAGCCGGUCUCGGGUGCAGUGGCACCAGGCUCCUUGCCUUAUGGAGCAUCGGUUGUCCGAGGGACCAGAUCUCUAUUUCUGGGCCAAAGAGUAAAUCAAAGCAAACCACCACCAGAGACGAAUUCUAGGGUUUGGGAACUCAGGAACCCAGAAGUAGAGCUUCCACAAGGCGAAGACACUUUGUACUGGUGUCGAGUCUUUAAGCUUCCAGAAAGUAUUAAUAAGAAGAGCCACAUGAUUCGGUUCCAAAUGUCUCAUGCUAAUUUCUGUCAAAUCACACGUAAAAGAUCUGGUAAGCUGCAGGACAACAAAUACAGUGAUCAUUAG